Molecule: messenger RNA, 1713 nt
Organism: Nothoprocta perdicaria
Lineage: Eukaryota; Metazoa; Chordata; Aves; Tinamiformes; Tinamidae
Gene: KLF11
Product: Kruppel like factor 11
Exons: 5
Coding region: 1-1713 (570 amino acids)
Biological process (GO): regulation of transcription by RNA polymerase II
Molecular function (GO): DNA-binding transcription factor activity, RNA polymerase II-specific; RNA polymerase II cis-regulatory region sequence-specific DNA binding
Source: RefSeq, a predicted model, not a curated record
AUGCACGGCUCGCCCUGCUCGCACGUGGGAGAUGCGCACGCGGCGCUCGACGUGGAGGCCGCGGAGGCGCUCGCCAUGGAGGCCGUGGAGGCGCUGGUCUGCAUGAGCGCCUGGGGCCGCCGAGCGCGCCGGGGCCACCCGCCGAAGACGAGGCCGCUGACGCCCUUCUCGGACGCGGGCGACUUCGCGGCGCACGCCGAGGCCGCCCCUGAAGUGCCGAGGGAUUAUUUAUCUACGCUGUGCAUGACCCCUCCGCACAGCCCCGACUGCCUCGAGGUGCCGCCUGCCGGGCCGCUCUCCCUCCAAGCCAGGGCCGUGGCGGCGAGCGCGGCUGCCCCCCGUGCGUCACCGCCGCCGGGCAGGGACACGGAGCCGGGGAUACCCGGACACGCCGCCCCGCCGCCCCGCCGGGCCAUGGCCACCAGCGUGAUACGGCACACGGGGGACACCACUGCUGCCCGGCCCCGCGGCCCCGCAGCGCUCGAGGGGCCCGGCGCGGCUCCGCGCUGCAGCGGUGACACGGGUGGCAGCGCCACAGGUGACAUGGACUGCAGCGGUGACACGUUCUGCAGCGCUGCAGGUGACACUGGCUGCAACAGUGACACGUUCUGCAGCUCUGCAGGUGACCCGCACUGCAGCGGUGACACGUUCUGCAGCGCCACAGGUGACACAGGCUGCAGCGGUGACACAUUCUGCAGCUCUGCAGGUGACACCGGCUGCAGCAGUGACACGUUCUGCAGCUCUGCAGGUGACACGCACUGCAGCAGUGACACGUUCUGCAGCGCCGCAGGUGACACGCACUGCAGCGGUGACACGUUCUGCAGCGCCGCAGGUGACACGCACUGUAGCAGUGACACGUUCUGCAGCACCGCAGGUGACACGGGACAUCCCAGGCUGCCCCAGGACUCGUGUGCUCCUCAUGGCGUGGCUGCCACGGGCGCGCCAGGCCCUCACGUGCACGACCUCGAUGCUGUUGUGACCGCUAAAGGACAACUGCCCGUCCGGCCCGUCUCACCGCGGGCCCGUUUGCCAAAGAGCUGCGAGAGCGACGUGCAGCCAAGAGCUACCUCGGGGACACCCGUCCCUGUUUCCAGCCCCCCCGUUCUCUGCCAGAUGAUCCCRCUGAGUGGACAGAGCAAUAUGAUUAACGCCUAUGUCAAACCGACAGCUCCAACUCCGGUCAAGCCCAUCUUGCCACAGGCAGCCCCCCUUGCCCAGCCUGUGCUCAUGGGACCCUCUGUGCCGCAGGGGGCUGUUAUGCUGGUCCUGCCACAGACUGCUGUCGCGCAGACGCCGCAGUGCCCGCCAACGGUGAUGGCUGUCGGGAGCACCAAGUUACUGCCCCUUGCUCCUGCCCCCGUGUUCAUAGCCUCCGGGCAGGGCUGCGCCCCACAGAUGGACUUCUCRAGGCGGAGGAAUUACGUGUGCAGCUUCCCCGGGUGCAAGAAAACCUACUUCAAAAGCUCCCACCUCAAGGCCCACCUGCGCACUCACACUGGAGAAAAGCCCUUCAGCUGCACCUGGGAGGGCUGCGACAAGAAGUUCGCCCGCUCCGACGAGCUCUCGCGCCACCGCAGGACGCACACGGGCGAGAAGAAGUUCGCGUGCGGCGUGUGCGAGCGGCGCUUCAUGCGCAGCGACCACCUGAGCAACGCCGCCCCACAGCCCCGCAGACCCCUGGUGCCCGGCCUGGCGCCCGCCUGCCUGCCCUAG